CUUAGUCUGAGACUUUGAAAUCGAAAGUAAAAAAGCCAUGAGCGACACACCGCGCGGAAACGUCACGACUCGAAACAGGCUUAAGGUCACACUUAGGAUACUGAUUGUUAACUGAUUAAGUGAUUAUUUAAACAAACAAACAAAUCAAUUUAUAAUUACGAGAAAUACGAGGAACGAGACAGAUUACAACGCGUAGUUACAGCGGUGCGAGGUGACGCCGUUUUACGGUGAGUGACGUGAGUGACUACGGAAGCUGUGUGUCUGUGCGCGCGCGUCUAUGCGCUCCCGAGGGAACUCUUUUUGUGUGUAUAAUUAAUCGUUAAGUUCGUGAUUUAAGGCGGGAAAGAAAUAACCAUGGCAGUAUAACGACUCGUGGACAGCGUGUCGGGUCUGUUGAAGUCGGUUUCCCCCGGCAGGUGGCCCCUGUCUUUGGGCUUUCUGCUUCACCCUGAGCGCUUUCCUGGGAAAAUAUUUAAUCAACGCUUUAUAAACGAAUCAGGCCAGGCGUGUGUGCGUGUGCUUUUAUUUCAAGUCGACUCGCUCAGCAACGUUCAUCUGCAAAACAGAAAGUGAAAGUUUUUUUUUUUGCUUGGCCAGCCAGGAAGGAAACACCAACGAUACACACGAAUACACACACGCACACACACACACACAGAGUGAGUGCUACGUGUGUGUAGGUCUUGUUAAGAUGUUCGUACAGUUCCGUCAAGUCACUCAGGCUCGGGCUCUCCAGACGCACUGGAUAUGCGGGCACCCACACUAGCCUUCAUCUUCAUCCUAGCUGAAUACUCCAUCAUCACUGGAGGAGAUGGAAAUUGUGGUGAUCCUCCUGAGGUUAAAUAUGCAUUGAAAGUACAAAAUCUUACGGAUUUACGGUUCCGCAUGCCGUGUACGGACGGAUAUUUGAGGAAAGCUGGAACUUCCAACCUCUUUAAAUGUAAUAAUAACGAAUGGGUCAACACUCCGAAACUUGUAUGCAUCCGUAACCCAUCAUUGCCAGAUGUAACCACACAGAGUCAUACCUCUGCUCCACCUGUAAAUCAGACAAGUUCCAGUUCAACACCAACAACAUUAUGUCUGACUACAAAAGCAGAAAAAAGCACUUCUACAACAACUAGGAAAUUUGACCUCACAAAACCAUACACUUCCACAACAACAUCAACAAACCAACCAACUUCCACAACAACAUGGACGUCCCAGCAAACCUCUCAAAGGAGCACGACAGUGAUGGAGACAACUGUGACCACGUCCAAAACUGCUAAAAUUACAACUUCUUCCACGACUGAGAAAGAAAAUCUGACCACAGUGUCCACACAUUCCCCUAGCAGCCUCUCUACCACAACCACUGGAGGCUCCACUGUUGCAUCUUUUUUUGGAGGUAAAACAGGUAUCACUGCAGGGACGAUAAUACUUGUAAUUAUUGUUGCCUUGGCAGCGACAGUGGCCAUUCUAAUUUGGCGUCGACGUUCAAAGCCUUCUGAAUCUAGUGGCCCUUCCAUAAUAAUGAUAACCAAGCAUCCUGACACACAAGAGCCGUUAAUGAAUCCUAUCACCAUCACAAGCAACUGUCCUCAAGACUCCAUCCAACCUCCGGUUGUUCCCUUUAGAGACUCUAUUGAGGCAUCCACAGCACAGGGAUGAAGGAGCCACAUGCGGCUCCGGAGCCACGGGUUGACAACCUCCGUUCUAGAACAAUACUUGAGAUUUCAAAACUAUGAAAUAACACAUAUGGUAUUAUGUAAUAACAAAAAAAAGUCAAUUGUUAGUUUAAGACACAAAGGUGAGCUGUUUUGGAACAGUUCCUGCAAAAACAGCAUUGUCAAGAGCAUUUGCAAAACCCAUCAUGCACCAUGAUGCAACUGGCUAUUACGAAGAACAUCCCAGGAAAUACCAUAACCAAAAGUUACAGUACCAGCCUCAAAAAUCACUAAUUAACAGUACCUCAAAUUAGAGACAUUAAAUUGGAAAGCUUUACACACCAUAAGUAGCAGACACAUCUCAAUAUCAACUGUUUGAAGGAGAUUAUUGCAUAUUUCUGAUGGCUUAAGCAUUGUUUUACAUUUUACAUCAAGAAAGACCAUUAAAUAAAUGAAAAAAAUGUACAGUAUGUAAUGCAAUUCAAAAAUGAAACAGCUUUUUAUUUUUGACCGUACUGCAUUGAAAAGCAAAACAUUCAGUGCUUUGCUUUUAUGUUACUUGACCUCUUUGAGGAGCAAAACUGAGCACAGAAUUUUUCAAAUAGUAAAAUGCUGACUUUAAGUCAGAAGUGAAUGUGAGCCACCUUCAAAAAGUAUGUCACAAGGCUGGACUGUCUUUUUCAAGAUAGAAAAACGAGAAAUGUAAGGAGAUACAGAUAAUCCAUCUCAUUACCAAAUAACCAGUGGCUUCUCAGGCAAUGUCCAUACUGACUUGUGAGCAUGUGCAUACUUGCCAAGACAUUCCAACAAUCCCUGUCUUCUUGAGUUACUUUCCAUCAUUGACUUACUGGCCUUGUAAUCUGUCUUUCACCUUGUUGUACUUGUGAGUUGUUUAUGACUUUUCCUCUUUCUAAAAUGACCUUAAAGUGUAAAACAAUUUAACAAAUCGUAAAAAACACAAUAGAAAUUUUGAACUUUCUGUCAUGUUUGCACGUUUGCUUUUUUGGUUUCAGUUUGAUAAAGUGUUUUGCACUUCAGGGUCAAUAACCACUUGCUCAGGUUGUUACUGACUCUUCAUGGUCCUGCUAACAUGAUUUAGAGUCCCUGUUUACCGUACCCUGGUGGUCCUUCACCAGUGAGCAUGAGAAGUUAAAUGGACAUGCAUAGAUUGGGUAUGUUUUAAGACAAUUCCUCAACACAAAUCAACAUAGGAAAUGAAACAGAAAUGUCCUGUACUUACAUAAGUGAAACAUUCCUUAAAGAGCAAAGGAGCACUGCUUAAAAAAAAUUAAGGAAAUCAACGAGCUUGAUCUGCACAAAGAGUGUUCAUGGACCUUUUUCUGUUCAGUUUUUCUGUUUCAGUUCUUUAUUGAAGUCAAAGUAAAAUGUUUUAUUUAAGCACAAUUAACACAACACAGUGCUGUACAAUCGUAUAAUAGCUGCUGACUUAGAGACAGACCAUGAAAAACGGACAAUAAUGAGAAAAUAAAAAGAACUGAAAUCUAAAUAAAACUAUGUACAACAAUAAAAAGUCCAAUCACUCUUAUUGUAUAAAACAGCCAAUUGAAACAGUAAAACAAUAAAUAAAUACAGGAAGAAGGAUAACUUAUCACUCUGUAUUAAAAACCAAGAUUUAAGGAU
Messenger RNA from Clarias gariepinus (North African catfish), 3278 nucleotides. RefSeq names its product interleukin 15 receptor subunit alpha (gene il15ra). The transcript is spliced from 9 exons. The record is from RefSeq and is a predicted model, not a curated record. Gene Ontology annotation, biological process: interleukin-15-mediated signaling pathway. The coding region runs from base 745 to 1641 and encodes 298 amino acids. Gene Ontology annotation, molecular function: interleukin-15 receptor activity. NCBI's taxonomy places the organism in Eukaryota, Metazoa, Chordata, Actinopteri, Siluriformes, Clariidae. Gene Ontology annotation, cellular component: plasma membrane.